Molecule: messenger RNA, 449 nt
Organism: Saimiri boliviensis boliviensis (Bolivian squirrel monkey)
Lineage: Eukaryota; Metazoa; Chordata; Mammalia; Primates; Cebidae
Source: RefSeq, a predicted model, not a curated record
CGUAGCAAAAGAGAGGUUCUCUCCCCUCACGACCAACCUGAUCAAUUUGCUUGCUGAAAAUGGUCGCUUAAACAAUACCCAAGGAAUUGUUUCUGCCUUUUCUACCAUGAUGAGUGUCCACCGCGGAGAGGUGCCUUGCACAGUGACCACUGCAUCUCCUUUAGAAGAAGCCACACUCUCUGAAUUAAAAACAGUCCUGAAGAGCUUCCUAAGUCAAGGCCAGAUACUGAAAUUGGAGGUUAAGACUGAUCCGUCAAUCAUGGGUGGAAUGAUUGUGCGCAUUGGAGAGAAAUAUGUUGACAUGUCUGCCAAGACCAAGAUUCAGAAGCUGAGCAAGGCUAUGCGGGAGGUUAUCUGAAAGUGGUGUUCUUCUGCCAUCAGUGAAAAUUCUUAAACUUGGAGCAACAAUAAAAAGCUUCCAGAACAGAAAAAAAAAAAAAAAAAAAAAA